AUGGCCGACAAUAUACCUGCCGAGCUGGUCGAAUCCAAGAACCGAGAUUCCAUCACAGACGUCAGGUCGGAGAGAAAGGUUCAGUCACCAGUACAGCCUCAGAAAGAGCCAGAAGAGAAGCCGCAGCUCGAUGUCCCACCCGACGGAGGAUACGGUUGGGUCUGUGUUGCGUGCGUCUUUUGGAUCAACGCGCACACCUGGGGAAUCAACAGUAGCUAUGGCGUCUUUCUCAGUCAUUACCUCUCACACAAUGUCUUUCCGAAUACAUCGGCUCUCUCAUACGCGUUCACCGGGGGUCUAAGUAUCUCGUGUGCCCUGCUCGUCGCUCCGCUCGCCACAUAUCUCAUCCAGACAUUUGGCACUCGCCUCGUCAUUAACCUCGGGAUCUUUUUCGAAACCCUCUCGCUCAUCGGCUCUUCCUUUGCGACGCAAAAGUGGCACAUCUUUCUCAGCCAAGGCGUCUGUUUCGGCUGGGGCAUGGGCUUCCUCUUCGUCGGCAGCGUGGGAAUCACGCCGCAGUGGUUUCUGAAGCGGCGUAGCUUCGCCAUGAGCAUCACCGCCGCCGGGUCGGGAUUCGGUGGCUUGAUGUAUUCGCUGGCCGUCGGAGCCAUCAUCCCUCGAUUGGGGUUGAGCUGGGCCUUUCGCAUUUUAGGGAUUAUUUCCUGCGUGGUCAAUCUCGUGUGCGGGAAUUUGCUUCGAGAUCGAAACAAAUUGAUUGGAAGUCGGUUAGUAGCGUUUCACAUGCCGCUGCUGCGACGGCCGGAAUUUGUCCUCUUUCUUGCCUGGGGUGUCUUCAGCAUGUUGGGCUAUGUCGCCCUCCUGUUCAGUGUAGCCAAUUUCGCCCUCUCCGUCGGACUUUCUUCAUAUCAGGGAAGUAUCGUGUCUGCUGUCCUCAAUCUAGGCCAGGGGCUGGGACGUCCCGUCGUCGGGAUAUUCAGCGAUCGUCUGGGUCGAAUCAACAUCGCCACCAUCCUGACUUUUGUCUGCGGCCUGUUUUGUCUGGUCAUCUGGGUCUUUGCAGACAGCAUGGGCGUGGUCUGCUUCUUCGCCGUGCUGGUAGGGACCGUGGCAGGCACAUACUGGGCCACGGUGUCGCCGGUCUUGGCCGAGAUCAUCGGUCUCAAGGACCUUCCCUCCGGUCUGAGCAUCACUUGGUUGAUGCUGGUCGCCCCGUGUACCGUCUCUGAAGCGAUUGCGCUGGAGCUUCGGACCAGCCAAAGGGGAGGCGGAGUCUCGUAUCUGCGCGUUCAGAUCUUUACCGGGUUCAUGUAUAUUGGCGCGGCUAUUUGUCUGUGGCUCGUCCGUGGAUGGAAAGUCGGCGAGCUAGAGUGCGCUCAAAGGCAGGAGCAAAAUCGACAAGAAUCUCUGAACCGAGUGCCUCUUGUGUUGGUAGGUCCAACCGAUACAAGCGCGGAGAAAGAGGACCGGUCUGCAAUUGCCUCUACGACCGGCUCAGAGGAUACCAUGUCGAAGCAGAACUGGGCGCCUGCAAAGCUCAUGCAAAGAAUGAUCGCGUUGAAACGCGUAUGA
Molecule: messenger RNA, 1530 nt
Organism: Penicillium diatomitis
Lineage: Eukaryota; Fungi; Ascomycota; Eurotiomycetes; Eurotiales; Aspergillaceae
Product: MCT family MFS transporter
Exons: 2
Coding region: 1-1530 (509 amino acids)
Biological process (GO): transmembrane transport
Molecular function (GO): transmembrane transporter activity
Source: RefSeq, a predicted model, not a curated record